UGAGUACUACGAAUUCAAGAAGAAGAAAAAUAGAAGGCCCGUCUUGAAUUACUUGGGCUGAGGCCCACUCAAAAUACCUAUAGCCCAAAAGAAAUCCAGAAAUGGAUAAUGAUGUGUCUCCUUCGCCUUUUCACUCGGUCUCUUCAGUCUUCACUUUCACUGUCCUACUCGCAACUCGCCAAGGUAACUUCCACUCCCACUCCGAUACUGUGUCCGGCAAAGCAGUGCCCAGCCGCUUACCUGCCUGUUCGACGGCGAUCAAGCUCGCCGUGAAACGCUCCCUUUCGGUGUACACUCCACCACUCCCGUUGCGACUCAGCUUCCACUCUGCCAACUCGUACCUCUUUGACCGAACUCUGCUCUUCGAGUAACCUCAUCAUCUCUCAGGCAAGGUAAUAAACCCUACUUACUUCAUGUUUGUAGCAAGACUGAGAGUUCUCAGAAUCUCAGUUGAGAUAUGGUAGUCUCCAUUUCGACGGUCUGGGGAGAAUCGGGGGUGCAGAUAACAUUUCUAGGGUUUUAAUAUCUAGGCUUUGUCGUCCCAGCCGCAGGGAGCCGAGGAACUCACUCUUGGCGUCACAAUGGAAGAAAUCGACAGAUUGAGCGAUCUCCCAGACGGUAUUCUUCAUCACAUUCUCUCCUCCCUGGACACCAAGUCUGUUGUCCAGACCAGCGUGCUGUCAAGCAGGUGGAAGUUGGUCUGGAAGCAAGUUCGUAUUCUCAAUUUCCGCAGAAGCUCGUUUGGGAAUGACCUGGGAUUCAUGCAGCAUGUAGACCAAGUUCUGUCCUCCCGCUCGGACUGUGAUGUUCUCAAAAUUAGCACCGACUUUCGGAUCGGAAGAAAUUUGGAUAUGUUUGGUAGGAUCAUGGAAUAUGCUGCCUUUCAUGGUGUUCAGCAGUUAUCCUUACUUCGUAUCAUCGAAAAUGAAUGGUACAGUGUGUUCUCGGAUGCUAUUGCCAUGAUCUGUGGUUGUUAUCAAACUCUGAAAGUCUUGGAAUUGCAGCGGGCGUGCUUGAACAAGACUGCAUUCGAAAUGUUGUCCAGUCUGGAACUGCUUGAAACUCUGACUUUGCAGUCCUCCCACUUUGAGUUCAGUGGUACGAAUGAAGCACAGGAUCCCUUUGCUAAUUUCCCCAAAUUGGAAAACCUGCAACUACUACACUGCUCUUCGGUCAGCCUUUCAGCUGAUGAUGACUCGAAUCGUGUUUUAGUCGUAUCUGGGCCUCAACUGCUUUGUUUGGAGAUACAUAGGCCACAGUUUGACUCGAUCCAAAUAUGUGCUCCUAAGCUCAAAUCCUUCACUUAUUGGUCUGAUGUUCUUCCUCAUCUGCUACCAACAGAAGGGUCCAAUUGGAACCUUCCUUCUCUCCGUCAUGCAACUCUGGACCUGUUGAGAAGCAAUGAUGUAAUUUUGUAUUUUAACGCUGAGCAGAAGCAAUUGCUGCUAAAACAGUUUGUCAACUUGUUCCAUGCUUUGCGUGAUAUAGAAUCACUCAGCUUGCAUUUGGAUACAAUUGAGUUGUUGAUUCAGGCUUGUAACUCGGCGAAACAUCAACCUUCACCCUUUAGGAGAUUGGAGUCCCUGAGUUUGUUGUAUUCUAAUGGAUCUUUCAGCAGCGUACCAUACCAAGUGCUGCGUUUCUUUCUUGAAGGCUCUCCUAAUGUGGGCGACAAGUAUCUAACUGUUGACAAGAGGCCACGGGCCAAAAAACAUGAGUUAGUAAUCGGUUCAUCAGUGCCAAGGCUAAAUCUCACACCACGUGUGAUUCCUGAAUCUGCAACGAGAACAUAGGAUCGGAAUUCAGAAGAGCUUGGUAUGAAUGUCCAGAAUCCUUUCUGUAUGUAUUAUUUGCGAAACCAUGUGUUGUCUAUUAGCCCAUCUAACUAGCUGAGCAGCUUUCAGCGUGCUCUAGCCUUUUGUUGUCAUGGUUAGUUGGUCCUUCUAACUAGUUGAAUUGUGCGGUAUCCUUUUGUUGUCCUGGUAAAUGUAGUCCACCCUUCCCUUAAGACGAACUGUUGGUAUGUAUGAACUAACAAGUUAAUUUGGGUUAAUUAAGUCGACAAUUCGAU
Messenger RNA from Linum trigynum, 2071 nucleotides. The record is from the annotation of a GenBank genome assembly. Lineage: Eukaryota; Viridiplantae; Streptophyta; Magnoliopsida; Malpighiales; Linaceae.